This is a messenger RNA of Annulohypoxylon truncatum, 1348 nucleotides long. Its product is annotated as RmlC-like cupin. Bases 433 to 1308 code for a protein of 291 amino acids. NCBI's taxonomy places the organism in Eukaryota, Fungi, Ascomycota, Sordariomycetes, Xylariales, Hypoxylaceae. The record is from RefSeq and is a predicted model, not a curated record. The transcript has a single exon.
GGAAGGUGGGGUUCUUCAAUUCAAUAUGUGUACUUAGGUACAUACCGCUCUGAAUAAGCAUGAGCUAAUGGAUCGUAAGCAAUUUCCAACCAAAAACCUUCAUAUUAGAAACAAUGGCCGAGUACAUGACGACCUUCAAUUGCCAUAAUCCAUCUUGCUAUGUCUCUAAUGUAGGCGCUAGUCCUAUUCUAUGAAGACUAGGUGUUUAUUCCAAGGUAAUGUAUCUGUUGAAUGUUUAUAACCAUCGUCAAAUGCUUCGUAAUAAGAACUGAGGUGGUCUUGUAUGAUCUCGUUCAUUCCCGAAGCAGAACCCAAACGGUAUAUUUUAAUCACAAAUUUCUAUCUUCGAUUCCGAUCUGCUCACUUUUAGCCAUAAUCUGUAACUUCGACGUAUCUCGACAAAACUUAUUAAAAUUUGAUCAUUGCUUCUAGAUGAAUACUAUCAAACACGCCAUGUCGAAAACGCUCUCGCACGCUAAAAUCACGGCCCAUCGCUCGGCUGCUCGCGGGCAUUCGGAUCAUGGAUGGCUCAACACUUACCACAGCUUUUCGUUCGCUGACUGGUACGAUCCGAGGUUCUCGCACUUCGGCUCGUUGAGGGUUUUAAAUGAAGACCGAGUUAAGCCGAAUUCGGGAUUCCCAACACACCCUCAUCGGGAUUUUGAGAUAUUUAGCUACAUUAUCUCCGGCGAGCUGACCCACCGAGAUAGCAUGCUUCGAAAGGGGGCCGAAGGUGGGCAGUCGGACAAGUUUUAUCGAAUGCGUCGAGGGGAUGUCCAGUUCACCACUGGCGGAACGGGCAUCGCGCACUCCGAACAGAACGAACAUUCGAGAGAGACGGUCCACUUCCUCCAGAUCUGGGCAAUGCCCUGGAAGCGUGGACUCACUCCGAGGUAUCAUACCCGUCAUUUUAGCGACGAGGAGAAGCGCAAGGGUUUCGUUCCAAUAUUAAGUCCGCUCAAGGGCGGCCCGGAGGCUACUUUUGAGCAGGAGAAAGUUGCCGAGCCGGCAAUUGAGGGCACCAUACCAAUUCACGCCGACUUUGUAAUGGGGGCUGGCCUGAUUGCGCCACAAGAAAAAUUUGAUUGGAUUGUAGGGGCCAAGGCAACGGAGAACAGUAAGAGAAAGGUGUACAUUCAUGUCCCGAUGACAAAGAAUGGAAAAGCCAAGGUUCGUCUGGAUGGUCGAGAUGAGGUUUUCGAGGAGGGUGACGGUGCAUUUGUUGACGGCGUGAAUGCCGGAGAUAGGUUGACGGUAGAGAGUGUAGGCGAAGUUGAAGCUGAGGUCGUGAUCCUCGAUACUGCGUGAUUAGCACUAUAAUUAUUAAAUAACAUUCAUAUUUUCAGAA